Molecule: messenger RNA, 9006 nt
Organism: Bombus pyrosoma
Lineage: Eukaryota; Metazoa; Arthropoda; Insecta; Hymenoptera; Apidae
Gene: Pdk1
Product: 3-phosphoinositide-dependent protein kinase 1
Exons: 4
Coding region: 3456-5129 (557 amino acids)
Biological process (GO): peptidyl-serine phosphorylation; intracellular signal transduction
Molecular function (GO): ATP binding; protein serine/threonine kinase activity
Source: RefSeq, a predicted model, not a curated record
UCAUGGUUGUUCGAUCCUUGAUUUUUUUCCUUGGCGGGAAAAUUCACGGAGUUAAUGUUGCGUCAAAAUGUCAAAGCGUGUCUGGUAGGUCGCUAGAAUUGCCUCUCUCGCGGGAUUUCGAAAGGAGACGACGCGUCGUCGGAAUUUCUUAAAAUUCCUCGAACUAAACAAUGAUGAUCGAAGCGGAGAUUUUUCGAUAAGAUUUUGGUCACCUCUGAAACGGAAAAGAACAGUGUAUGCAGAUUCGGUGUGUCGAAAAAGAGGUGAUAGAAAGAGAAGGUUAACACACUGCCUCGAAGCAUGAAUAAUUUACGUUCGCUCGAAUUUUAAAUAAAUUUGCCCGAAGCUCUCGGUUCCAAAACAGGCGAUGUAAUCACGACGCGGUUCGAAAGUUGUUUACGUUCACUGUCGAACGCAACUUUAUACGAAUUCUCUAUAGAAAUAGUGCUCUCUCUGUCCGUGUCAGCCAACGAAUAAUAUUCCCGAUAGAUUCCCACUUUUGAUACUUGGUCGCGAUCCAGUGAAAGAAUUCAGUGACACGUCUAUUUACCAGCUACAAAAUAUGUAUAUCGCCGUUCGAAACAGUCGCGAAGACGGAAACAAUUGCUUUUGUUGGCUAAGAACGCAAACGAACGGUCCAUACGAAUACUCGUUAUGUCGUCGGAAAUAUAAGUCCCCGGUCUUCCCUUGACGUUAAAAGAAAAAGUCUUGAUUCGCGAUUUAUAUUCGUAUAUAAGAAAAAAAAAAAAAAAGAAAAAUUGGAAUGUGAAAACAAACGAAAAACAAGGAGAAACUUAUAUCGGUUCCAUUGUAUGUAUCUUGGCGUGCGUGAAAACACUGCAUCGCGCGAUAGUAACGCGUAUCCGUCGUAUUUCGGCAAUGGAAAUAAAUCGUUGGGAAUGCUGGAAAGCAUCGAAGUGGUGAGAAUCGGUCUCGAGAUCGAGCCGUUAUAGUUUGGUACACGUGAACUCGGUGUGAUCGCAAAAUUCCACUACACUCGAGCGCGGACGAAGAGAGCGAGAGAAGAGGGAUCAUUCGUAGUGUUGAUCGGGGUUCGCGACCGAAAAAACAUGUUUGGAUCGACCGCGUGUUUAUACGAUAGGAUGUGAAAGCAAACAAUUUUGUGGCAGUGUUGGUCACGACGUAGCUCCAUCUUCGUCGAUGGUACGCGCGCUUAUCUCUCUACGGUACUCGAACAGAAGAAAUAAAAAGCUGGAACGAUGGCGCGUUAAUGAUACAGGAUGCUUUUCAAAUAUACGUUAUGUCGAAUGCUUUUCGAAUCGCUACGAUGUGUAACGGCCGUAGACGUCGAUACGUGUAAAUAUUCGCGCGCAAGAUUGAUUUCCCUCGGUAGCGUCCGUGUCGUAAUUUCGAUUAGCCUGUACGUUGUCCUAGCUCCGGUGCAAUUCGACUGACGGUGUUUACGAUUUCACGAUAUACCUUCGUAAGCUUGUGCAAUGCGUCGUAACGUUUCUUUCGCGCGACACUCGUAAACAAUCCCGCAAUGGUAUAUCAUGCUCUUCCGCUAAAUGAAUUUUAUAAAUGCAAAUCGUUUUCUUUUACGAUAAAAGAUUCACUUGCACCUUGUUGCACGCUAACGGCAUUGCUUUUGUGAAUGUGCUUUUUCUUUAUGGACAGAUGUUCUAAAGCAAGAUGACAAUAACGGGUAAUACAAAGAUUAGAAACGUUAUUGUUACAUCCUCUGCCUUGCAACAAAGUCGGAAUACAAUGUUCGAGAACGACUGUUGCUUUUUUUGUUCGAUGUUGAUUUCCUCCUCUAUCGAGACAAGUGCAUCGAGCACAAACGCGUAUUGAAGCUUUAAGAGCAGUAUUCUAUGUAGCUGUAUUGGCGCCUUUAAGAUCGAGUGAACUCGUGCGAGUAAACGAAGAUCAGGUGCACAGGGAGUCGAUACAAAGGACACUCUCUUAUAGGGCGUUAAUUUUCUUGGUUGAGAAAUCGAGUUUGCUGGAGAGUCGACGCCGUUUCUCGCGGGACCCUUUUAUUAGUCUCUCUCGAAGAGGCAGCUCGGGCCGUAGCGUGUUCCAAUUUAGUCGCACAGCCCGUGCGCGACACGUUUCUCAGCGUCUGCGAAUGCAAAACAUCUCAUUCACGGGCAAAAGUGCUGGCCGCCUGCGCCAAUAGGCGUAGUUCCUUCUGGUAGCCGGCAAAAAGCCCGAUGCGACAGGGUGGGGUUACACCGAUCAUUGCUCUCCAUCUCUUUCUGCCACCCCUUGUGCUCGUCUUUCUGGCCUCGUCUAGUCUCUCUCUGUACACCAAAGGAAAGGAGAAAAGAGAGGAAAGUGUCGCGUACCAUCGGCAGAGGGCAGCACUCGGCAGGCUGCAUGAAAAACAUAACCUCGUGAACCUAGAGCGAGCGAGAGAGGCGGAGAACGGUGGAACGUUAUAAGGCGCGCGGACAGAGAAUGCGCUUGUCCGCGAGAGAAGGAGACGAGACGAGCAAGGCUAAAAUUAGAAUGUCCGUUGGAAUGCUGCUGGGUUGUGUGUACAGGGUGAUUCAGCAAUCGCGGGAGGAUAGAGAGGAGCACGCGCGCGAAAGAACGGGAGGGUGAAGAGUUUAACGGACGCUCGCGCAAACUUAUUCGUUUUUACAAGAUCGAUUACGAAUUACGAUCGUUUUGGGUUUCAUUUUCCGGCAAAUUUCCCCGCGAUGUAGCUCCGUUGAUUCCUUUUUUUUUUUUUUUUCGUUCUCUGUCACGACGAGGUCAUACAUCUCGUGCCGUGUGACGCGUUCUCUGCAUUCUCUUUUCAAACGGAAACAGACCGCGUCCUCGAGGUCCGUUUCAGACAAGGCAGGGACGUGACGCAAAAGUGUCGCAGGGUCAUCGUCGAAUCGAAAUAUCACGUCGUCGCGAAAAAGGUCCAACGAGAUCGAGCGUGCGCUCGCGCGUACGUCUAUCUUACGCGAGAGCGGUUUAUUUUAAACGAGGCACGCUCUCUCUGAUACUCUCAAACGGUAUAUAUCUACAUGAUCUAAGCAAAUUGCGAGGUCGUCUAGUGGAAGUUAGUCGGUAUAUCGAUUAUCCGAAUCCCCUCUGCUCGAGACUUCUCUCCUUGAUAUCUAGCGAUCGACGCUGCUCUCUAUCCUGCGGUAUCGGUCGGUGGUUAUCCCCUUUGCUCGGUGUACAGAGAGAGAGUAGAAGGCAGAAAGAGAGAGUAUGAGAAGUAGACGAGAGUCAGGGGACCAAGGAAUAGAUAAGCAAAUAAAUAAACUAGCGGGGCGAAGCGAAAGCCAGCCAAGCAGCAGAGGGAGUAGGGCCGCUGGGUGGCUCUCGGGCAAAUGCUCGACGAGGUCGACGUCCUGACACGGAUGGUUGACGCCAUGGGGCCCGCCUCGUAACCGGCCUGGAAAGAAGAACGAGGAAAGCGUGUGGCGAACCAGGCGCUUACCGUUUCGCCACAGCCGGCAGUAACGGUGGAGGGGCCGGUGUCCAAAAUGUCUCCACCAACGAACGACGUGACCAAUGGCGUGGUAGCGCCACCCAACACCUUGGCGCCCCGGGUUUCGCCGACCACGAACCCGGCCCUUACCACCAUCAACCCGCCAACGCACAAGCGGACUCCCAAGGACUUCAUCUUUGGCAAGGCGAUCGGCGAGGGAAGCUUCUCCACCGUUUACCUCGCCAAAGAUAUCCAUACUGGGAAGGAGUACGCGAUAAAAGUAUGUGAUAAGCGUCACAUCAUCAAGGAGAAGAAAACGGAGUACGUGAAGCGGGAGAAGGAGGUGCUAAACAUGCUCGCGGGCGCGAAACACUCGUUCGUGCGCCUGUUUUGCACCUUCCAAGACGUCGAAAGACUCUAUUUCGUUCUAUCGUACGCGAAAAACGGUGAGCUCCUGCCGUAUAUCAACAAGGUGGGCUCGUUCGACAUCGAGUGUACCAAGUUCUACUCGGCGGAGAUCCUUCGCGCUCUCGAGUACCUUCACGGGCUCGGCAUCAUCCAUCGCGAUCUCAAGCCGGAGAACAUAUUGUUGGACGAGAAAAUGCACGUGCUCAUCACCGACUUUGGUAGCGCCAAGAUUCUCAAGGACCCGGAGACAGUGGUGACGCACCCCGCAACGGACGAUUCGCAGCAGCAGCAACAGCAGCAGCAGCAACAACCGUACCGAAGAGAACGCAGGGGUUCGUUCGUUGGUACCGCCCAAUACGUAUCUCCGGAGCUGUUAACCGACAAGACGAGCAGAGCCUCCGAUCUCUGGGCCCUCGGCUGUAUAAUCUACCAGAUGGUCGCUGGUCUGCCACCGUUCCGCUCUAGGAGCGAGUACAUGAUAUUCCAAAAGAUCCUAAAACUCGAGUACGAAAUCCCUGACGGAUUCUGCGAGCUGGCGAGGUCCCUCGUCAGUCAGCUGUUGGUGCUCGAGCCGUCGCAGAGAUUGGGUGCCCAGGACGAACAUGGUGCCGGAUAUCCCAGCAUCAGGGCGCAUCCGUUCUUCGAGGGUGUCGACUUUGAAACCCUCCAUGAGCAGACGCCGCCGCCGAUCUAUCCCUACCUACCCGGUACGUCUGAGAACGAGGAGCUUAGGUCGCAGUACAGGGUUCCCGAUCAUCUGGAACCCGGCCUCGACGACAAACAGCUCACGAGGCUUCUUGGUCUGGGCAUCGGCGAAGACGAUGACGACGACGACGACGACGAGGAUACCACCACUGAGCGCGAGAAACCCGCGCAACCCAGUACGGUCGUCGAGAAACCGAGGAGAACGAGGACCACUGCUGACGGUAGUAACAUCGCCGAUCUAACGCCGGAGGAGAUCAGAAACCGGCUAGAGAAGCAACAUGCCUCGAACCAGUGGGACUGCUUCGUCGAGGGCAACCUGAUACUGAAGCAGGGCUUCGUCAACAAGAGGAAAGGCCUCUUUGCUAGACGAAGGAUGCUCCUGCUCACUACCGGACCACACCUAUAUUACGUCGAUUCUGUAAACAUGGUGCUGAAGGGCGAGAUACCCUGGAGCCCGGAACUUAGGGUCGAGCCGAAGAGCUUCAAGAUCUUCUUCGUCCACACGCCAAACAGAACGUACUAUCUCGAAGAUCCCGAAGGAUUCGCAUUGGAGUGGUGUAGAGCGAUCGAGAAUAUGCGAGUCCAUUACUACGGCCUGCAGGAGUCCACCGCUUAAACAAAAGACUGAUGAACACAGAUCGUUUCGGAUGGAACGGAGCAAAUGAACGUUUCACCCGAUUACGGUAAUAACAAUGUCCGCGAGGUGCGAUCAUCGAUGUAUUAUUAAUUUGUUUAUGGCCAGAGGGGGCGUUUAUUUAGAUCGUUUGUUAGCGUGUAACUCGGCAUUAGGAAAGGUAUAUUCUAGAAUAGGUUAGCGUUUUUCUAACGCGUUCAAAGCACUGUGUACAGAUUAGGAAAAUUUUCUAGAUAAAAAUAUAAAGUGUUUAUAUAAUAGUAGACUUCUGUUGAAAUACAGAGGAAUGGAGAGAUAUACAAAAGGCACAAAAAGUGUUAUCGAAAUCGUGCAAUUGCCGGUUUUUUCACUAGUUACGUUUUGCUAUUUAUUAUCGAACUCGGGGAACCUUGAAAAAGCUGCACGACGUUCCUCGCACGUGAACACACAAGGAAUAGCGAAAUUUUUAGCCAAGGUUUUAGCUGUGUGUAUUCACAAUGUUGAGUGCUGCCUGUGACAUAACGUUCGUGAUCGAGGUCGUCUGGCUGCCCGCUACUUUCAUUACGGGGAAAGGAAAAUAAAGUCGUUCGUCCGCGCGAAUUUUGUUAUUUAUAAUUCGUGACACGUAAUCGGGACAUCGCAAUCAAAAUUUUAUCGUGUUAAAUCGACGCUUCGUAACUCUUUGGGAGAAGAGACGAGAAACAGUAGUACCUGGUUGACGAGGAAAGGAACAAAAGAGUUAUACUAACGUUGGACCGACGUAAACGGAAGCCAGGCGUACGUCGAUUAUUCGCGUUUAAGGCAGUGGCAGUAUGUAGCAAUUUUGUUCCAAAUAUAGCCAAAAUUAUAUAGAAAAAUACAGACGAGUUCUUUUAGAAGUUAAAACGACGGCGGAGUGACAAUGUGUGAUUCGUAUGAUAAUUUUGUGUUCGCUGUCGAUUUUACGAAUCUAGGACAUCAAUUUAUAUAGUCGAAGUUAACCAAAAAAAGAUAAAAAAAUGCAGUGGGGGACAACAUUGCCGCUUUGCAGCUUUAAUAAAUAGUUUACGUUGCCUGAAAGGGAUCUGCGGAAUGUUGCGCGUUAUUCCGUUGGGUCCCUUGCUCUCUUCAUAUUACAGUAUUCUUCUCGUUGUUCGUUACCCCUUUUCCUCCUCGGUACGUUGUAAAUAUUAGCGCGAUGUCACGAAGAGCAGGCUUCGUAAAGCAUAUACUAAUUCUAUAUACAUAGUUCUAUAUAUUUAUAAGUACAAAAAUCGUUGUCCAACCACGGCGUUUUUACGUUCGUUUCUUAGUCCGAUUUUCUUCGUCUCCGAUCUGGCCCUCGCGGACACGAUCGAACAAAAUGUGUAUAGCCGGGAACUAGAAGAACAUUGUUUAGGUCUUAAUUGGAAGUAAUGUUUAGUAGUUUAAAAGAAAAAAAAAAGAUGCAAGAAGAGAAGAUUAGCGUUUGUUGUACAAAGAGAAGCGGUGGAAAUGGGAAGAGCGUUCUUUUCCCGUGAAAGACUUGGCACUUGAACACUAUAAAUUAAGUAGUUAGGAAAUAGAAUCCUUUAAAAAGGAUAGCUUUAAGAGAAGUAGUAUCCCGUUUAGAUUUGCGAGAAUCACACACACAGACACAUACACUACUACACUCGUUGCGUUCAAGAUAUCGUCGUUGUCGUUCUUACUACUAUUCUAAGUUUCUAAUAUUUAGUAACUCUACUACGAUUACAGUUAACAAUAUUAAUUAAUUAUUUCAUCGUAUUACCAACGUAUAAGUAUUUUUCUCCCCUCGUAACUGUCGACGUAUUUAAUUGAACGAUUUUGUUUCUUCAUUUUUUUUUUUCUCUUACGCGCGAUCUUUCCUUAAUUUAUUAUUCGCCGUAUUCGUCCUACGUUUAUUUAUUUUUUAUUUACGUUUUCGUUUACGUUUCCGCGUUAGUAAGGAUCACACGCUUCGUUUACGUGUAGGCGUUCACAUACAGACUUAGUACUAGUACCGCUACUACCACUGCGACUAUUAUUAUUAGUGCUAUUACUAUUACUAUUACUAUAUCUAUUACUAUCUCUAUCAUAGGCGUCGUUGUUGCAUACGUAGAUACACGCAUAUGAAUGCGUGCUCGUCGCGUGUAUAUACGCAUGCACGUGCUUAUAAUACGUUGUGUAACUUAUAUUAUUACUCUCUAUCCUCUUUAGGCGUAAUUUUAGGUAUUUUGUAAAUAAUACUGCCACGUUUAUCGCGUCAACUUGCCGAAACGCUAUUCCUCGGCUUUGUGGCGCUAUCGACUCGUGGCCGGACUGUGUACGAUACAGCUGUAUAUUAUCUAUACAUAAAUAUUCUAUAUAUACAUAUAUAAUUAUAUAUAUAAAAAGGUAUAUAUAUAUAUACAUAUAUACAUAGACGCGUAAAGUUAUAUAAAAUAUUUAUGAAUUGUGAAUAGUAGUUAGGAAAAUCGUGUAUAAACGUUCGUUUGUAGAUUUUAGGCCGAAUACGCGCUUAGGUUUAAUACUUUGUUGACGUUACCUUUGCCACGACUUGAUUGCGCCGUUUCAUUACACGUUGUACUAUAAACGCAUGAUAAUCCCCACGUUCUCCUCGCGAUAUUUAGGAAGACUUAAACAGGGUAUUCGGAGAAGUAUUCGAUGGAGGGUGGUUCGGUUGUCGUGCCUGCGACGCCGCGCAAGUAUGCUCGAAAAAAUGGUGAUUCGUUUAUGGAUCAACAUUGUCCUCGUGCCCAGUGGCUUUUCAAAAUGACCGCUUUUGGCCUGCCACGUACGGUGCUUGCGGGUUGAAACGGGGCGCAUAGGCUCGACGAUCGCCCACCCUCGUCGUUUCUUUCUCUUCAACUAGUGAGAAUCGAUCGCGAGGAGGAGGUACUCGAUAGUUGUUGCCGCCGACAGCCCCCGCCCCCUCCCCGUCCCAAUCCUUAUACUCUUCGUUCCGUAGAAUAGCGUUUCGGUAGCGUUAGGUAAAACGAAGCACCAACACACGCAGUCUUUCUGUCAAAACGAAGCACGUGUCGAGGACAUUCUCAAAAUUUAAGAAGCAUGCGAAUGUUGCUUUGACAAAGACGACGCGGCGACGCUGUUUCACGGCCGAGUCCGAUAUUAUAGUUCCUCGUUGCCUCGACCAACAACUGCUUCCUUUCCGAAGAAAGAACGCGUUCACUACCCUGUCAUCGACCCUGAGAAUCGUUUUAAUCAUGGGUCGUUGAUACGGAGUGCGACACCGGCGUUUCCAUUGUUGUAAACUUUGUAGGUUCUACGUUUUAUGUAGACGUUGCAAACUUUCUGAUGGAAAUGCGUAAAUUUUUCCUAAGCGCUGGCUCCUGUCGAGGGGAAGGAUGGUCGCUUAUUAAAUAGUUUUCCGUCGGUUUUGGAGACUGGUCUUGAGAUUCCUAACCCCAAAGGGCGACGCUUACCUCCUUUUUUUAUUAUAGUUCACUUGCUCUAACUGAACUUAAAGAAAACUUCUAGUGUAUUUGUUGAGUGUCAUUCGACGCAAAAGAUCUAGCUAAUUUAAUUUAUACGCUCGCGAGAGGGAAGAACGAAUACUUAAAAAGAUCAAGCAGGAAUAUGUAUAUGUAAGAGAAGAAAACAUUCGAAUGCACUAACGUAAACUACGCAAGCAAUAACAGCAAGGCCUUGCGAUUAUUCAAAUGCCUACCGUUUCGGCGUAACAAGGACGGUUCAACUAUUAAUUGCAGUAUUAUUAAAUGUAUGCAGACUAAAGUACACUUACACGCGUACACCUACACAACGGUUUACUUAUACACAUUAAAUACUUCACAUUGGAUAAGAAGACUCUGUAAAUAGUUAGCAUGUAAUUGAUAUUAUAGGUGAUACAACCUAUUAAUAUUAACAUCAAAUUUAUUUAUAGUAAAUUUUCCGAAAUAUCGUA